Telopea speciosissima is the source of this 1168-nucleotide messenger RNA. RefSeq names its product COMPASS-like H3K4 histone methylase component WDR5A. The record is from RefSeq and is a predicted model, not a curated record. Bases 65 to 1003 code for a protein of 312 amino acids. NCBI's taxonomy places the organism in Eukaryota, Viridiplantae, Streptophyta, Magnoliopsida, Proteales, Proteaceae. The transcript is spliced from 2 exons. Gene Ontology annotation, molecular function: histone binding. Gene Ontology annotation, cellular component: Set1C/COMPASS complex.
UCGAAUUUCCCUCGUAGUUUUCUCUGGUUUCGAUUUUCAAGUUCUCUAGCAGAAGUCUCCAUCUAUGGCGUCAGAUCCAGCUGAAGCCAUAAAACCUUACAAGCUUUAUCAAACCCUAACAGGUCACAAGCGCGCCAUCUCCAGCGUCAAAUUCUCCAACGACGGCAAGCUACUUGGUAGCUCAUCGGCAGAUAAGACCAUCCGUCUCUGGUCGCCGACCGAUGGUUCUUUCCUCAAGGAGAUCGAAGGCCACGAACAUGGCAUCUCCGACUUUGCCUUCUCUUCCGACUCCCAUUAUAUAUGCUCUGGCUCAGAUGACAAGACUGUACGAAUGUGGGACGUCCAGACCGGUUCGCUCGUCAAGACGCUUCAUGGUCACACCAAUUAUGUCUUCUGUGUUAACUAUAAUCCCCAGUCGAAUAUGAUCGUCUCCGGUUCCUUCGAUGAGACCGUUAGGGUUUGGGAUGUCAAGACCGGAAAAUGCUUGAAGGUGCUCCCAGCCCACUCGGAUCCUGUGACAGCCGUGAACUUUAACCGAGAUGGGUCGUUAAUCGUUUCGAGCAGCUACGAUGGUUUGUGUAGGAUAUGGGAUGCGUCGACGGGCCACUGCAUGAAGACUCUCAUUGACGAUGAAAAUCCGCCGGUUUCUUUUGUCAAGUUUUCGCCUAAUGGAAAGUUUAUUCUCGCUGGCACAUUGGACAAUACAUUGAGAUUAUGGAACUUUUCGACCGGGAAGUUUCUGAAAGCAUACACUGGGCAUGUUAAUUCAAAAUACUGCAUAUCAUCCACAUUUUCUGUAACCAAUGGGAAGUAUAUUGUCAGCGGUUCGGAGGAUAACCGGGUCUACUUGUGGGAACUUCAGACAAGAAAAAUUGUCCAGACACUGGAAGGCCACACAGACACUGUUAUAUCUGUUACAUGUCACCCUUCCGAGAACAUGAUAGCUUCUGGUGCACUUGAGAAGGACAAGACAGUGAAGAUCUGGACUCAGGAUAAGGACUGAUUCGUUUUUCUGGUAAUGAUGUUGUUUUAAUGUAUCCAUCUUAUUACUACCUUUAUUUAGUACAUGUCCCUUUAAAUCAUUUAGACAUGGAAAUUUUCGCAGGACCAAUAUAGACAUUUGUGCAUAAAGAUGAUGAUAUUGAUAUAAAAAAAUUAUAUUUAUCCU